AUGGUUGGAAAUAAUUUUACCCUAUUAGGCCGAUUUAAUUUUUACAUGGAUGAAAAAGCCAUGUUUGCUAGCUUCAUUCCAGAGAUAAUGGACAUUCUGGGAACGAGAAGCAAAUAUGGAGGGGCCUACAAAACUGAAGGUGGAAAAAAACACAUUGUACUGUGUGGCCACAUAACGUAUGAGUCGGUCACGAACUUCAUGUCGGACUUUCUGCACAAAGAUAGGGAGGACAUGGGCGUCGUUCUUGUUAUAAUGAACAGAAAAGAGCCAGAUUUGGAGCUGGAGGGCUUGUUCAAACGCCACCUGACCCAGGUGGAGUACUUCCAAGGGACUGUCAUGGACGCCAACGACCUCCAUCGUGUCAAUUGUAUUCAUUCUCUACCUACCGACCUACACGAGAAAGUUGACCAGCAAGUUUCAACUGACAGGUUGUGUUUCUUGAAGUUGAAGCUGCUGCUGAUCGCCAUCGAAGCUAAGCAGGAAGGCGCCGACGAGAGUUACAUCCUCAUCAACCCUAGGUACGACGUCAAACUCGAAUCCAACAUCAGGGGUUUCUUCAUUGCAGAGUCUGCUGAUGAAGUUAAGAGAGCCUAUUAUUAUUGCCAGUACUGUCACUACAACACGAUUGAUUACAAACAAAUCAAAAAGUGCCUUUGUAGGACAGGUUCGUUUAACGAGGAAUGA
Molecule: messenger RNA, 684 nt
Organism: Helobdella robusta
Lineage: Eukaryota; Metazoa; Annelida; Clitellata; Rhynchobdellida; Glossiphoniidae
Exons: 6
Coding region: 1-684 (227 amino acids)
Cellular component (GO): postsynaptic membrane
Molecular function (GO): large conductance calcium-activated potassium channel activity
Source: RefSeq, a predicted model, not a curated record